CCCUGCGACACCCUGGCGUCGCGCUGGCCGCAAAUCGGCCUGGCGAAGUACGUGGAUGACAUCACCGUGCGGGCCCGGGGCAUCGCCUGGCAAGUGGUGGACGACAUGGCCGACGGCGCGCAGUGGUUCUUGCGCACCGUGGAGUCCACGUUGCAACUGGAGGUCAGCGUGGACCGGGGGAGGAGGCUCGCCAGGCUCGGCAUCCACAUGGAGCAGCAGGCGAGCCAGCUUGGUAUUGACAGGAAAGGCUGGAAAGGCCGCGGGCUGGAGGCUGCCAUGGCGCGCCGCCGCCUGUCUCGCCGGCGCCUGGCUCGCGACCGCCCUCAACGAGCUGGUCGCGUUCGAGUGCUCGCUGAGCGCCGGCGCUUGGUCGUCAAGGCCAAGAGAUGGGGGGCCAGGGUUCUGCUGGUCUCCAAGGGGGGCCUCCUGCCAGCGGCCACCCACGAGCACAGGGCGAUUGGCCUCACUCCUCAGGAGGUCGCACAACUCUGGAGCAUGGUGAACGCAGCGCUGCCAGGUCGUUCGAGGCACCGCUCGACGACGCUGAGGUUGGCGUGCUUCGGCGAGGACCCUGGCCCCGCCCUUACGUCAGCGCCAAUAGCAGCCUGGGCCGAGCACGUGUGGGGCCACCCAGGACUGUCUCCCACCAUGUCGGAGGCCUGGAAACGGCAGCAGAUCCGGCUGCUGCACGACGAGUCGCAGUCA
This is a messenger RNA of Prorocentrum cordatum, 705 nucleotides long. The record is from the annotation of a GenBank genome assembly. NCBI's taxonomy places the organism in Eukaryota, Dinophyceae, Prorocentrales, Prorocentraceae.